UUUUUUCAUAAUAAAUUUGUUGAUUUUUUUUGCGCUCUAAAAUGGGCGCAGAAAUUACCGACAGUCACUGGCUUAAUUGGUGCCGCCUGUGCGGCAAGGGCGACUUACAAGGAAAUGUAAAGGUUUGCAGCAAUGAGGACGAGAAUUCAUGGAAUAGUGUGCUAGUCAUGGCUAUCAGGAAGUAUUUUGAUGUGCAGAUGCUGCUGGAGGAUGAGCUCAGCGGCGUGCUGUGCAAGGAAUGCUAUACGCUUAUAAGUGAACUAAUCGAUUUUGCCGAGCAUGUAAGCAAAGUUCAAACGUUUUUUGAAAUACUGCGUCAUUCGGAACCCAAUAAGCAGCACAACGUGGAAGUGUUGCGGCGUCAGCUUGAACUGCGAGAUGGAGACUGGACUCACAUAAUAAAACCUGACGCUGAGAGUCAAACUGUCAAAUGCACCAAAGAGAAAAUCCCAAACGAAGAGCAGCAGCAUGUAUUAAAGCAGGAGCUUGUAGACAUGGAUGGCACUGAUAAUGAGACAGUUGUUCAUCUACCCAUUGAGGAGGUUUUGGUGGCUGGCUGUGAGGCUGCAGACGUUCUAGAGAAUGACAACAAAAGAACUCGUGGUCGUCGUAAAUUAAAGAGAACAAAUGCCACAUCUGUUUUUUCCAAAGCUUCAACCAAAAAGAGAGAAUUCAAUCAAAAGGAGCCCAUUGCCGAGUCAGAUACGUCGUCCACAUAUAUUUCACAAGAUGUCACUGAAUCUGAUAGCCCUGAUUGUGAACUGGGCUCGAUUAAACGUACAUCCUUAGAAUGCGACUGGUGCGGUAAAUUGUACAAGAAUCCAGCCUCGUACGAAAAGCACAAAGAGCGUGGUUGCCGCAGGAUCGAGCAACGGCCAAGGGUGGAUAAGAAUACAUACUGCGAUAUCUGUAAUAAGACAUUAUCUUCUGCGGCAGCCUUGAAGCUGCACAAAGACGGAAUACACGGCGAUAUCAAGCCCUUUGUAUGUGACCACUGUGGCAAGCAAUUAAAGACUAAGACGGCACUCAAUGAGCACAAGCUGGUGCACACUGAGGACAGACCCUUCACUUGUAAAGUGUGCAAUGCUGGCUUUAAGAAUCGCGCGCGUCUUAAAAUGCAUCACCAAAUACACGAAGAACCCAACUAUACAUGCAACAUUUGUGGCAAGAAGCUGCAAACCCGCCGCACUUGGAACAUGCACAAAUUGGUGCACAGUGAGGAGCGUAAGUUCAAGUGCAAUGUAUGCGGGGCACACUUCAAACGCUCGAAAACUCUCAAAACUCAUCUGCUAAGUCAUACAGGGCUGCGCCCUUAUGUGUGUACUUAUUGUGGGCAAACAUUUGCCUGCAAUGCCAAUUGUCGGGCUCACAAGAUGAAGAAACAUCCGCUGGAGUUGGCAAAAGAAGAUGGAGCCGGCCCAGCGACAAGAGUCAAUGUACCCACACUAGACGAGCUGCGCGUCAUGUCUCAGAAAAUACCCAAGUUAAUCGACGAUUCGUUGGAUUAAUACGUAUUUGCAGUGUAAAUAUUCUUAUAAUAAUAAAUACAGCAUUUUUAAAUGUUAAUAAG
This is a messenger RNA of Drosophila busckii, 1570 nucleotides long. RefSeq names its product zinc finger protein weckle. Bases 42 to 1508 code for a protein of 488 amino acids. The record is from RefSeq and is a predicted model, not a curated record. Gene Ontology annotation, cellular component: nucleus. Lineage: Eukaryota; Metazoa; Arthropoda; Insecta; Diptera; Drosophilidae. The transcript has 3 exons. Gene Ontology annotation, molecular function: zinc ion binding.